Molecule: messenger RNA, 2349 nt
Organism: Nymphalis io (European peacock)
Lineage: Eukaryota; Metazoa; Arthropoda; Insecta; Lepidoptera; Nymphalidae
Product: sodium-independent sulfate anion transporter-like
Exons: 14
Coding region: 144-1895 (583 amino acids)
Biological process (GO): transmembrane transport
Cellular component (GO): membrane
Molecular function (GO): sulfate transmembrane transporter activity
Source: RefSeq, a predicted model, not a curated record
AAAUUUCGUUUCGUCUGCAGUACCUACGCGUGUAUCGCGAUUUGUGUAUCUAGCGAUCAUUUCUAAUUCAUUAUAGUAUAAAACGUGACGGUUGCGACACGCCUCCACAAAUGCAUGUUAAAAUCUUUUGAAAAAACAUCACAAUGAGCGGUUCAAUAGGGGGACGUAAAAGAUGGCGAAACACAGCGAGUAAGUUUUGCAACAUGGAAUCAUGGAAACGAAGGAUGCCGAUCACCAUCUGGUUGCCGAAUUAUAGUCUGGAGUAUUUGCUAAGAGAUGCUAUUGCAGGUAUAACGGUUGGUCUCACAUCUAUACCGCAAGGGAUAGCGUAUGCUAUGCUCGCGGGCCUACCACCUCAGGUUGGACUUUAUUCGAGUAUAUUUCCGGGUAUAGUUUACGCCAUAUUCGGCAGUUGUAAGGAUGUGACAGUUGGACCGACGGCCAUAUUAGCCGCACUUAUAGCCAAAUAUGUGGCCAAAUCUCCAGAUUUCGCCUACCUCGCGACAUUCUUAUCGGGAUGUCUUAUUCUAUUGCUGGGAGUUUUACAGUUAGGAUUCCUUUUAGACUUCAUAUCGAAACCAGUUAUAAGUGGUUUCACGACGGCCGCGGCGUUACAAAUAUCGGCGACUCAACUGAAAUCAUUGUUUCAUACAACAGGUACUUCUGGUGGUACAUUCAUAACGGCUGUCAUAAAUUUCUUCAAAAACAUCAAGACAGUACAACUGUGGGAUACUGUGUUGGGAAUGUCGAGUAUCGUCGCUUUACUCUUGCUAAAGCGAGCGACGAUACCGACAUCAUCUACAGACAGUCGAGUUCGCGUGGUGUUCGCCAACAUUUGGCUAUACGUGGUCCGUGCCAGGAACGCGUUGGUCGUCUUCGUUGGUUUGAUACUGGCCUACGUGUUAUCUCUAGAAGGCAUUACUCCAUUCGCACUUACAGGUACGAUUGAGGGUGGUCUACCCCGAUUCGGACCACCGCCGUUCUCAACAACGGUAGACAACAAAACCCUCAACUUCGAACACAUGCUACAAGUGCUUGGGCCUGAAGGUUUCGCUAUGCCACUCGUCGCUAUAUUGGAAAGCAUUGCCAUCGCGAAGGCCUUUGCGGGCAGCACAGCAGUCGACGCGACUCAAGAAAUGAUAGCCAUCGGCGCCUGUAACGUGUUGUCGUCGUUCGCUCAGAGCAUGCCGGCCACCGGCUCCUUCACUCGCACCGCGCUCAACCACGCCAGCGGAGUGAUCACUCCCGCCGGCUCGCUGUUUAAAGCAAGUCUCGUUCUCCUCUCCGUAACGCUGCUGGCGGAGGCGUUUUACUUCAUCCCGCGCGCCACGUUGGCUGGGAUCAUCAUGGUGGCAAUGAUGUCUAUAAUUGAUUUUACAAUCAUUAAGAAAUUGUGGAUGAAUAAUAAGCCCGAGCUAGCGGUGUGGUUGCUGACUCUAUGCGUCGGUGUGUCUGCGGGGCUGGAGUACGGCAUCGCGGCCGGCGCCGGCGCAGACGCACUGCGCGCUCUCGCCAUAGCGGCGCGGCCUCAGCUCUACACGCAACACUUCAAGGUUGGCAACCAGGAUUGCGUGUCGCUGUCCCUGCAGGGCACGCUGAGCUACGCGUGCGCGGAGCACGUGCCGCGCGAGUUGCGUGCUCGCGCCGCACACGUGCGCGUGCUCGUGCUGGACGCGAAGCACUUACGCGCCGCUGAUUUCGGCGUAUUCGAGAAUCUUGUCACAGUUAUAUUAGACUUAGAGAAACAAAAGCACCGUGUCCUCUUGUGGAACUUUGAUUUGAAACAUCAGAAGUUGUUAGAAGACCUGCAUCCCGGGAUUUCCACUAGAUUCGUAUCGGGACCCAGCAUCGACCAGUUCAUAUUAGAUAUAAACACAGCAGGGGUGUCGGUUUAGUUAUAUUACGAUAAGGAUACAUAAUAAAAAUAGAUUAAUAGUUUAGGAGAUGUUCUCUUGGUGGUGGAAAGGAAACCCUCGUGUGGAAACGUGUAUGUCGAAAGUCUAUAUGCAUCACCACCAAUUAUGGAGCAUCGUGGAUGUAACAAGUUCUCCUUAAGGGGGGGAUUUUAGUACAGUUAGCACUUACGGGCUGUUAUUGUUGUAAGCCAGUGGAAAAUGAAAUUAAUAUUAAAUAAUUAUAUAUAUAUUAUUAAUUUUUUUCUUGUUCUUGGAACGAUUUGUUAAAAUUUGUAUUACGAAGCUAAAGUUCGGUAAGGAUGAUAUUAUAAGUACUUGUAUAAUGUGUUGUAAUAUGCAUGAAUUAUUUAUUUAAUUAAGGUUUUGUUAUGUAUAUAAGAUUCAUUAUUAUUGUUUACUUAAUAGUGCCUUUGUAUAUAAGUGAAUGUAAAUA